AUGACUUCCAGACUCGAUCGUCUUUUAACAUUAUUGAGUACUGGAGAUUCAUUAGCAGUAAAACGUUCGGCGGCUACACAAAUUGGUCAAGUAGCUAGUACAUAUCCAAAAGAAGUCGAACCUAUUGUUAAUAAACUUAAAAAAUAUGCUAUACAUUCGUCAUGGGAUGUUCGUGUUGCAUGUGGUUUAACUAUUGAACUGAUCAGUAAAAAUAUAUCUAAUGAAUUUUUCGUUUUAUUCAAUGAAAAUUCACACUAUGGUUUAAAACUAAAUUCAUUUAAUUUUGAUAAUGUUAUUGCAAAUAGUUCAAUAUUUUAUCUUGGUGCACGUAAAAUUGAAGAAAUAGGCGAUUAUGAUGGAAAUGUAUCUGUACAAAAAAAAUUCGUUCGUAAAGAAUUCAAUUUUGGUUUACAAGAACGUUUAACUGGUACAGAUAUGCCAGUAGAAGAAAAUGAUUUUAAAUUUGACUCAUUUAAUAGCAACAAUUCAAAUGUUAAAUGUGUGUCAUCUGGUGAUUUACAACGAUUUUUAUUUGGUGAACAGUAUUCAAUUGUUGAACAAAAUCAUUCACUAGAACCAACAUCUUCAAAACGAUUAAAACUAUCGAGUUCUAAUGAUGAAAAUGAAGAGAAUCGAUUAUCUUGGCCUUUAAGUGAUUUUUAUGAUUGGCUACUUGAACAAAUCUUUCAACCAUCAUGGGAAUAUCGACAUGGAUCCGUUACUGUUCUACGUGAUCUUCUCAAAGGACAACAAUCGUUAUCAAUUUCGGUUUGUAAAAAUUAUUUAUUUAUUUUUUCAUGUUAUAAAUUAAUAUUUAUUAAAAUAUAG
Molecule: messenger RNA, 828 nt
Organism: Rotaria sp. Silwood1
Lineage: Eukaryota; Metazoa; Rotifera; Eurotatoria; Philodinida; Philodinidae
Source: the annotation of a GenBank genome assembly